Pseudogymnoascus destructans is the source of this 1736-nucleotide messenger RNA. It is a transcript of the gene LPD1, whose product is annotated as dihydrolipoamide dehydrogenase precursor. Lineage: Eukaryota; Fungi; Ascomycota; Leotiomycetes; Thelebolales; Thelebolaceae. The coding region runs from base 582 to 1736 and encodes 384 amino acids. The record is from RefSeq and is a predicted model, not a curated record. Gene Ontology annotation, molecular function: flavin adenine dinucleotide binding; dihydrolipoyl dehydrogenase (NADH) activity. Gene Ontology annotation, cellular component: oxoglutarate dehydrogenase complex; mitochondrion. The transcript is spliced from 2 exons.
ACCAGUGAUUGAAUCCGUUGAUCGCGAUUUCAUAUUUACACAAUGUUUCGCAGUAUCCUCGCCCCGAAGGCGACCAUGAGGUCUGCUUUCCAGCAAUCAUCGUGCGUCUCCUGCUACCCCAGACAAAUUAGAGACUCGGACUGACAGCUCCUUUAGCCUCCCAACAGUUGUUCGCCCAUCGUCCAUUGCGGGAUUAUCAAGGAGGACAUACGCGACACAAAAUGGUUAGUAGCCAUACUUGAGAUGCUGUUGGGAAUACCCUCACUGACACAAUGCAGAGGAACAGGAUGUGGUCAUUAUUGGUGGCGGAGUCGCCGGGUACGUCGCGGCCAUCAAGGCAGGCCAAGAGGGCCUGAAGGUAUGCAAUCCUCCGCCCAGUUCUACUGACAAAGGCAUGUUUAAUUAUCAAUUAGGUGACAUGUAUCGAGAAGCGUGGCGUACUGGGCGGAACCUGCCUCAACGUCGGCUGUAUCCCUUCGAAAGCUCUCCUCAACAACUCGCAUUUAUACCACCAGAUCCUUCACGACUCGAAACACAGAGGCAUUGAGGUCGGCGAUGUCAAACUUAACCUGGAUCAGCUGAUGAAGUCAAAAGAUACCGCUGUCUCUGGCCUCACAAAGGGUGUUGAGUUCCUUUUCAAGAAGAACGGCGUCAACUACGUCAAGGGCACUGCGACGCUCACUGGCGAGCAUGAGGUCAAGGUCAACCUCAACGAGGGUGGAGAGGCGACCUACACCGGAAAGAACAUCCUCCUCGCUAGCGGAAGUGAGGCCACUCCUUUCCCAGGACUCGAGAUCGACGAGAAGAGAAUCAUCACAAGCACUGGCGCCAUCGCGCUCGAGAAGGUCCCAGAGAGCAUGAUUGUCAUUGGUGGUGGUAUUAUUGGCCUGGAGAUGGGAUCAGUAUGGUCGAGAUUGGGCGCAAAGGUUACAGUGGUGGAAUUCCUUGGACAGAUCGGUGGACCAGGAAUGGACGCUGAGAUCGCCAAGCAAGCGCAAAAGGUGCUGAAGAAGCAGGGUAUUGACUUCAAGCUCAACACCAAGGUCACUGGUGGCGAUUCCUCUGGAGAGAACAUCAAGAUCAACGUUGAGGCUGCUAAGGGAGGAAAGGCAGAGGAGCUUUCUGCCGAAGUUGUUCUCGUUGCCAUCGGCCGCAGGCCGUACACUGAGGGUCUUGGCCUCGAGAACAUCGGCGUCGAGGUUGAUGAUAAGGGACGCAUUGUCAUCGAUUCUGAGUUCCGCACAAAAUUCCCGCAUAUUCGCGCGAUCGGUGAUGCCACAUUUGGCCCCAUGCUUGCCCACAAGGCCGAAGAGGAGGCUGUGGCAGCCGUCGAGUGGAUCAAGAAGGGUUACGGACACGUGAACUACGGCGCAAUCCCGUCCGUCAUGUACACACACCCCGAGGUUGCGUGGGUGGGUCAGAACGAGCAGGAGCUCAAGGCUGCUGGCAUCAACUACAAGAUCGGCACGUUCCCGUUCUCCGCCAACUCGAGAGCGAAGACCAAUAUGGACACCGAGGGCAUGGUUAAGAUGCUCGCUGAUGCAGAGACCGACCGCAUCCUUGGCAUUCACAUCAUCGGUGCCAAUGCAGGUGAAAUGAUUGCUGAGGGCACAUUGGCGCUUGAGUACGGUGCGUCGAGUGAGGAUAUCUCCCGAACAUGUCACGCGCAUCCCACGCUCGCUGAGGCGUUCAAGGAGGCGGCAAUGGCAACUCAUGGCAAGGCUAUCCACUUCUAA